This is a messenger RNA of Moneuplotes crassus, 1224 nucleotides long. NCBI's taxonomy places the organism in Eukaryota, Ciliophora, Spirotrichea, Euplotida, Euplotidae. The record is from the annotation of a GenBank genome assembly.
GUUUUAAGACUUUUAGCAUAAAUGAUAAACUAUAGAGUCUCUUGCAUUACAAGCACAUGUAUGAUAGAAAGGUACAUGGGUCUCUGAGAGUACUCCUCUCUGGAUUAUUUUCAAAUGUUUCUAUUUCGAGUAAUGGGUGUUGAAGAGGGUUUAAACUGAUAUCUCCAUGCUUUCAUUCACGCUCAAAACAUUUUGUUCUUGGACUGCCAAGAAGGCUGAACUAAUAUAUUUAUUAGGUAAUAAGGCUAGUAAAACUAAGAGGGUCUGAUAAGUCAUAGGAUGGCCAAGAUAGUUGAUAGUUUAUCAUAGGGCCUCUUUUGAGCAAGUUAUUUCUCCUGAUAUGUAUCAAACAAAAAUGGCUGACGAUGACUCCAAAGAAGACUAUAUUAAUUUUAUUAAUCCUGAGACUCUAAACAUGAAAACUUGGGUAGAGCUAAUGCUUUCUAAAAUUGUUGUAUCUUGUCAUCAGGAUACACAGCCAGACGAUGAUAUAUAAAAGCUACCAAAUCGAUUAUAAUUAAUAAAGAAAAUGUUAUCCAAUUACACAAACAAUUCAAUGAACGUUGCCCAGAAUAUGGCCACGACUUAUUAUGACGCUCUUGAAGCAGCACUAUCUGAAGUGUUCAACCAAUUCUGUUGGGGUUGAGAAGCUUCACAAUCACCACAAGCCAUGAUUGGUCAUCCAAAAGCUUUGAAUAUCAGGAACACCACAAUAGGAGAUCUCAGUACGAUGAAUGAUACUCAAUGUGGCUCUCCUGUGAAACAAACGAGCAUCAAGACAAAAAAGACUAGGAAAGCUCUUCCUGGAGUCGCUAAAAAUCUAAACAUGAUCCUCCAAAUGGUAGAGUGCAAUCAAGAAGUGAGUUUCACCGCAACCACCAAGAGCUCUAGAGGCCUCCACAAUGGAACCUCCAAGAGGAGAUCCAGAUAUAUUGGAGUCCUCGGCAAUGGCACUCGUUGGCAAGUCCUCAUUAAUGUCCUUGGCAAGAAGAAGUACAUCGGAACCUUCGGAAGCGAGAAAGAAGCCGCCAUUGUGCACGACUUCUACGCCAUCGGACUUAAUGGACUUGAAGCUAACACCAACUUUAGCUACGAUGGGAUGACAGUACAAGACAUGAUCAUGAACUACUUCACUAACGAAAACUAUUUCAGGGCAUCUGAGUUCAUAUCCAGAGUCUAAUCAUUAACAUAAGCAGCCAUGCUUCAUUUUUGUAACAAGUUGGU